CGCGGCACGGUGGGAACAACUGCCGGUGUUUACCGGCGAUGAAAAUGAGCCAGGUUGUUUUUACUGAAACCACAACCAGAACUCUCUAGGAACCCUCUAAAUGGAGAUGGCGUAUUUCAAGAACAAUUUUUGGGGAGAGAAGAAUGCAGGUUUUGACGUUCUCUACCACAACAUGAAGCAUGGACAGCUCGCCGCCAAAGAGUUGGCUGAGUUCGUGCGCGAGAGGGCAGCUAUUGAGGAGACUUACUCAAAAUCCAUGAGCAAGCUCGCUAAGAUGGCUAGCAAUGGAAGCCCUCUCGGCACGUUCGCCCCCAUGUGGGACGUGUUUCGCGUGUCCUCGGACAAACUGGCCCUCUGCCACCUGGAGCUCAUGAAGAAGAUGAACGACCUCAUUCGUGACAUCAACAAGUACAGUGAGGAGCAGGUCAAAAUUCACCGCAAGACAAAAGAGGAAGUGAUCGGGACUCUGGAGUCAGUGCAGUCUCUUCAGGUGCAGAACGGCCACCUGCAGAAGGCCAGAGAAGGCUAUCACAGCAAGUGUACAGAGUUGGAGAGACUGCGCAAAGAAGGAGUGCCUCAGAAAGAGCUGGAAAAGGCUGAGCUGAAAUCUAAGAAGGCAGCUGAGUCUUUUGCAGGGUCUAUUGAGAAGUUUAACCGUGCUGGAAGAGACUUUGAACAGAAAAUGAGUGAAUCAGCACAGAAAUUUCAGGACAUUGAGGAGGCUCAUUUACGUCAGAUGAAACUACUGAUCAAAGCGUAUUCACACUCCAUUGAAGACACACACGUACAGGUUGGGCAGGUCCAUGAGGAAUUCAAGCAGAACGUGGAGAACAUUGGCAUUGAGAACCUCAUUCAGAAGUUUACAGAGCAGAAGGGAACAGGAAAGGAGAGACCCGGUCCAGUAGGGUUCGAGGAAUACCUGUCCCCACUAGUAUCUGAGAACAGUAAAAAGAGUCGUGCUAAAGCCUUCAGGAUCCCUGGACUGGGAAAGAAAGACAAGGAACCAGAUUCAACGGAUUCAGCUGUGGCAGAUGCACUUAACUCGCCACUCGAAGUGGACGACGAAGGCUUUGUGAUACGGGCAGAUGUCAACCAGAAUGGUUGUGCUGCUGAGGAGAAGGAGGGAAAUUUUUACUCCAGCGACUCGGAUUUCGAUGAUGAUGAGCCCAAGAAGUUUCACAUCAAGAUCCGACCGGUUGCCAGCAGUAACCGUAGCAACUCAGCAGCCAAUGAACUGGAGCUGAAGGCCACGGUGGGGGCGUUGACCCUGCCCCCUAACAGAGCGGUGUCAGUAAAGAAGCAGCUCUCGAGAAACUCCAGUUCAGCAGGUCGAUCUGAAGGGGAAGGGGAAAGUGUUCCCCAGAGAGAUGGAGAACAGGAGGGUCUGCGCAGAUCCACGUCCAGCCCAGAUCACAGCAGGCUGAUCUCCACAGCAUCCGGUUCGGACGCUUUGUUUGGACCUCCUCUGGAGUCGACCUUUAAGUCCCACAGCUUUGCUGGCAGAGAGCAGCUCCAGAACGCCUUUGCUGCGUCUGAAUAUGCAGCAUUCUCUUCUGAUUCAUCCUCUCCUGAGAAUGUGGAGGAUUCCGGACUGGAUUCCCCUUCCCAUCAGCCCCUUGGGGCUUCCCCAGAGCCCACCGGUUGGGCAGCCUGGCCAUCCACUCAAUCUCAAUCUAAAGACUCUGUAAACUUGAGCCGAUCGUCUGACCCCUUCCUCGCUGCGUUUCGCGACCCCUCCCCCGGUCGAUCUCCUCUUCCGCAGGACGGCGCCACAAAUGCCUGGCCUUCCAAUCUACGUUCUCCAUGUGCCCCAACCGACGUCGAGCCCACCACCUUCAGCUUCCCGGCCUUCUCCCACAACCUGGCAUCUUCAGAACUGGAGCCCUCUGUGUGGAGCUGUAAACACAUUCCUCCAGAAGACCCCUUCCUGGAUGCUUUCGAAUGCUCCGCCCCCAAAGACAACCUGCCUCCACCUGAUGCCUGGGCCCCGCCUCCCCCUCGGCCCACCAGGGACGGCAGGGGCAUGGAAGGCCGCACCGAUCCCUUUUCCAUCUCUCUGAAUGACACUAAAACCCUCCCUCCCCCAUCCUCCUCUCGCAAAGACCGAGACCGAAAGAGAGAACGUAGCGUCCCACCUCCAGAGUCCCCAGAUGAUCCAUUCGCUAUUACUAUGAUCGGUAGUCCAACGCACCAAUCGUCGCUGGCGGAAGGCAGAGCCAGUAGUAAUACGACGCCCAGUCCUAACCCCGCCCCCAGUUCUCAGCCGAAGAAAGAGCUGGUGCACUGGAACUCGGUGCAUAACCCUUUCAGUGAGGGCACUACAAAUAACACUGUCAAACAGGAGUCCACCAGAAAACAGAGAUCUUUUAAUGACGAGCCUCGUAGGAACGGACCGCCGCUCACACGGCAUUCUGGGCCACAGGAGGACCUCUGCUUCUCUACAGACAAGGACCAGAACUUCCUGGAUGUUAACACACAACCAGUCUCCCAGCAUGGUUUCAGGCAGGACAGCUCUGAGCGUCUGGCACUGGCUCCCCCUCGGUCGGUUCGGUCCAAGCGCUCCUCAGGCAGACUCAGUGGCUGUGAGCGGUCUAGGUCCCUGUGCUCGUCUCCUCUGCCUGAACCCAGUCCCCCCCUCACCUCCUCAUCCUCCUCCAGCCCCAGCGAAUGGGGGGCGCAGAACCGCGGUCCCAGCCCAGCCCGAGGUUUGUCUCGAGGGCCCAGUCCCAUUUCUCUGAGCACUCAGGAGUCUUGGCCUGUAGCCGCAGCCAUCACAGAGUACAUCAACGCCUACUUCAAAGGAGGAGAACACAACCGCUGUCUGGUUAAGAUCACCGGCGACCUCACUAUGUCUUUUCCUGCUGGCAUCAUUCGCAUUUUCACCGCCAACCCCAACGCACCAGUAUUAAGCUUCAGAUUGGUGAACAUCUCUCGAGUGGACCACUUCUUACCCAACCAGAAGUUACUCUACAGCGACCCGUCACAGAGUGACCCGGACACCAAGGAUUUCUGGUUCAACAUGCCGGCCUUGACACUCCACCUGCAGAGAGAGGCAGAGCUCAACCCGCAGGCCUCCUAUUACAAUGUGGCUCUUCUGAAAUACCAGGCGUCCUCUCAGGAUCCGGGUCGUGCGCCCCUCCUGCUGUCGGCCGAGUGUCAGCGCAGUGGAACAGUGACCCGUGUGUCUCUGGAUUACCACUGCUGUCCCGCAACCGCCCCCGCCACCCAGCUGACCUCCGUACAAGCGCUGCUGCCCCUCGAUCACACCGCCACCGACCUGCAGUGCCAGCCGCCCGCUUCCUGGAACACAGAGGAAAGACGACUCCUAUGGAAAUUGUCCAACCUCUCUCCAACAAAUCACAGCAAAGGGUCUGGCACGCUGUGCGCCAGUUGGCAGUGCCUGGAGGUGCCCCGCGGUCCUCCCCCGAGCCUGGCUGUGCAGUUUGUGGGAUCGGGGGCGUCUCUCUCAGGCCUGGACGUGGAGCUGGUGGCCAGCCGCUACCGCAUGUCGCUGGUGAAGAAGAGGUUUGCCACAGGAAAAUACAUGGCUGCAUGUUCUUUGUGAGCAGUGAUGGUGACUGCUUCACUACCAGAGGCACAACGUUUGCACUUUUGAACCCCCCUGGGCUGCUGGAACUGUCCACAUGCUACAGGCCUGAAGAGGAGAGAUCAUAUUGUAAAUACAGUGUGAGAAAUCGCUAAUACCCAUGAUGCAUUGCUCUAGGACAAGUAUGCCCUGGAAUUAGGGACCACAACCAGCCUCUACUUUUAUUUGUAUAGAAUUGUUUGUUCAGUGCGCAAGCCACACGUUUAUUUCAAGUUUGAAGAACUGGAUGUACAUUUCUUCUCAUUUUUAGUGCAAAUCCGUGAAGGAGUAAGUAUGAAGAUAUAUAAUGGAUAUAAAGUUCUGAUAUUUACAGAAUGUAUGUAUGUGGAGUAUUCAAGAAAGGUUUAAUAUGGAAAAGGAGUCUAUUUGUGUCAGUCAUUACACAACAAGCAAGUGGUUUACACAAAUUUAUUACACUUUUUACCAGUACAAAAUACAGUCGAACUAAGCGGUUGAGGUUAAAUAAAGAAUUUUUUUAAAGACACAAAAAUAAGGUAUCGAUAUAGUAGUGAGAAGAAUUGCAUUUACCUCCAUAAAAAUAAUCCAUAGCAAGAAGCUUUAAAACAGCCUUAAAAAAAAUUGAUGAGCAAAUUCCCUUCCCAAAAGCACACAACAGGCAAAGAACCAUGACAGGCGUUAAAGUCACAACCAACCACAGUGAGAACACAUCCGCCAAUCACUUCUCAGAACAAACACAAAGCUAGCAGAAAUGAAGUUUAUCUUUGUAAAUAGCAGAGAGGGACAUGUAGGGACCCAUUACGGGCCGCUACCAGGCACCAGUAAAGAUCCCGACCGGCUUCAGCACAACAUCGUCAAAAACAAUUACAACCGGAUCCUGAAAACGAAAGAAUUUCCAGCUUUAUGUCAGCACAUCGUUUCCAUUACAAGCGUGUACAGCACCAGGUGAUGAGGCGGAUCUGUAAGAAGCUGCAUAUUCUGUUACUAAACGUGUCUAUUUUGGGUUUUCUACUUCUUCUAGAAAAUGUCGCUUUUACAUUUUUUGCAUUAACAUUUACACAAUAUCUACUUAAAUAUGUAAAGGGAGUUCUUUUAAGCGUUCUUUAAAAAUAAAAAAAAGCUUGUAUGUUCGUUUUGAAUAAAAACGACAAGAACUAUUCACAUAACCUGUUGAGUGCACACUCACUUCCAGUUACUUUAGAAGGCCUUGUGUACAGACGCACGCUCACACACAGGUACGUUCAAUAUAUCAAGUCAACUAAGCUCUUUUUAACCACUGCAAACAACUAAGAACUCGUCAAGUAACUACAAAACUAGACCAAAAAGUUUCACAAACCAGUUUUGAUGGGUUCAUCUAAAACGGAGCAAUCUCCUUCAAUACAGUAGGUGUAUGUACAUCCCGAAGCUUUCGGACGAGAACGGGCCGCUUUCAGGGCAACAAACCCAGGCGAAUAAUCUCUUAUAGUGAUUUUUAUAAAACGUAAUAAAAGUCAGACAUUCAUUCGUUAGAACUAAAAACUGUUGAGGUAUAGACUAGGCAUCUCAUAUGGCCGGGGUUUAUCUACAAAACGGCUUUGCAUGUGCAGCAGGUUGGGGUCGACGAGCGGGCAGCUUUGGGGCCAGCAGGUUGCAUCUACGCCUGAGGAAACGGCCGAGGCAGAAAGUCUAAAAUGUGACCAUCUUUAAAAGGUGCUUUAGACAUCUGAGGUUCUGAGACGAUACAUUCAUUCUGUGGUUAGAGGCACGGCCGAGGGAACGACAGAACGAGAGAAAAUCAAAGAGAAAGAGAGACAGUUCUGCUCUAGUGUUUCUUUUCUCAUCUAAGGCACUGAAAGAAGACUAUGGCACAUGAAAAAAAA
Messenger RNA from Sinocyclocheilus rhinocerous, 5424 nucleotides. RefSeq names its product F-BAR domain only protein 1-like. Lineage: Eukaryota; Metazoa; Chordata; Actinopteri; Cypriniformes; Cyprinidae. The record is from RefSeq and is a predicted model, not a curated record. Gene Ontology annotation, biological process: clathrin coat assembly; clathrin-dependent endocytosis. Gene Ontology annotation, cellular component: clathrin-coated pit; cytoplasm; plasma membrane.